AGUUUACUGGUAAUCAAUGGCGUAACAUAAUAUGCAUACGUUAAAUUACUGGAAGAUUAUUAGUGCAACUGUGCCAAAUUUACGGAAACAAUGAGAUUCGAAAGUUAAAGUUGUAUUUUGGUUCAACCCAAUAGCCUAACAGUUCAAAAUGUCCGUUAACACGUAACAACAAUUGUAUAGUUUGUUUAUUUCAAAAAGUGAUAGCUGUGCUAACUAAUAGCGGAAUACAAAUGCUACCCUAGCAUAAUUACCCUAACUACCUGUCCACUAUUAACUACAUUAUUAGAUUCCGUUAAUAGGGUAAAGGGUAAACAAUCAUAUGAUGUAUCUACAAUAAAAUUGGAGUGACAGUGCAUGUAUAGAAUAAGUAAUUUAGUGCAUUGUCAAUGAUGUAUACAUCGAAUUUAAAACGCGACAUGAUCUUUGGCGAAAAAUAUAAAAAAGUUGAUUGUACAAAUACCAAAAGGCUUUCAGUGUUUCACUGUGCAAUGGAACAAACUUAAGUAUGGGUAGCAGAGGAAUCCGAGACAUUUCCACAAUAUUUCAUCCUCAACAAACUGAUGCUUCAACUAUUCUUGGUGACAAUCAGCAGAACCAUGGUUCUCGAAGUAAUACCGGCCAAGUUACUCAUGACAAUUCCGGUUGUGAGCAACAGCAAGGAUGCAGCGUCAUUGUUGGCUGUGGUGAUUCCGCGCCGAGUUGUCGUCCUAUAGAGACAAGCGGAAGUGGAGUCGCUGCUGAGGGAACUGGUGGUAAUCCAGGGCAUAAUACGGGCCAAACACAAGUUCAAUCUCAUAUGACCACGCCUCCAGUUACUUACCAACGAAGGCCUAAUUCUUUAUCCGCUUGUUAUGCAUCGUGUUGUGCUGAAUCUGCAAAAAAGAUAUACUUCGGUGUAUGUGUUACGAUAUGUGUCACAGCAAGUUGGGUCGGUGCAACGCAUUGUAUCAAAUAUUUAUAUUUUCACAAACUGGAAGAUCCAACCUACCCAUCGCCAUCGAAUUCAUCUGUCACAGGAUUACGCCAUCAACAUACGGUUCCAUAUAAUGCCCCUUUCUUUACAACUUGGUUUUGCACAAAUUGGGAAAUUCUAUACUUUCCAAUUUACUUUCUUUGCCAAGCUGCAAGAAUUAAAUGUAAUACCCCAUCUGAAAUAAUCGCAGAGAAUUUACGAGGAUUUCGCGAUAAAGGCUUCACCGGUGGUCGUUUUUUGAUCAGAUGUAGUCUUUUUUGCGGACUAUGGGUGAUCACAAACUAUAUGUAUAUUUAUUCGCUCAGGAUAUUACUAGCUACCGAUGUAAUGGCACUUUUCGCGACAAACGUGUCAUGUGUCUAUUUGUUAUCGUGGGUAAUACUCCACGAACAGUUUGUUGGAGUAAGGAUAGUAGCUGUAAUUUUAUGCAAUACUGGAAUUGCACUGUUAGCGUACAUGGACGGAAUAACUGGAAGCCCGACAUUGGGAGGUGUUGUUCUGGCAACAUCAGCAGCAGCCGGUUCUGCAGUUUAUAAGGUGCUGUUUAAGAAAGUUAUAGGAGAAACAACAUUUGGCCAAAUGUCUUUGUUCUUUUCUCUAAUCGGAUUGUGCAAUGCGGCGUUAUUGUGGCCAAUUUGUUUGGCUCUAUACUUUUCGGGUGCGGAGAGCGUACACUGGGGACGGUUACCAUGGACAGCAUUAAUUUUAGCGAGUGUUCUUCAUCUAGUUGCAAAUAUGCUUGGUAACUUCAGUAUCGCUCUGACAUAUGACUUGUUCAUUACACUGGGAUUAAUCACAGCUGUACCCGUGUCUGCUGCGUUGGAUGUUGUUUUAUAUGGAGCCCACUUUAUGGGUAUGAAAUUGGCAGGGAUGAUCUUUAUAGCGGUUGGCUUCUUUCUCGUGAUGUUUCCGGAUAAUUGGCCCGACUAUAUAACCAGACUACUUCGUACCACGGACACCCAACAUCGCAGAAGAACUGUUGUUAGAAGCCAAUGUUCGUCGCUACAACAACCGCAAUACCGGCUACGAAGUUAUGGCGUGUCAUCGGUUCAUGGUGAUGGCCAAAUGCUACUGCCAAUUAACAACAAUACCAACAGUCAAAAUAACAGUGACGAAUCGGCUAGCGGGGUACCAGCGACUGCUACCUCAAAGCUGACGCAUUGGCAUAGUGCCUCGUCCCAACAGAACAACACGGAUUCUGAAACCCUACCUCGUCGCAUCCUUACUUCCAUUUCAACCACGAUCUCGACCCCGAUCUCAACUUCAAUCUUGACCUCGACCUCAAACACGACGAAAAAUCAUCAACGUUCCCAUCUUCUUGGCCUCCAGCGUCAAUAACAAGGUAUGACAGUACUAAAGUUGCAGAUUCCGCGGUUCCCGCGUUCUUGCAAUCAACAGACCCUAGACUUGGAAACUUCCGUUCUCAUUGGAAAUGUAAUCGCCCAUUCAUUUCUAACGCAUUAUUCCUAUAAAAUGAUGCGGUCAGACAUAUUUUUUAAAAAAUAUUUACGCGAAGGUAGAAUUAACAUUAGAAUUAAACUAUUCCACAGGUUACGACGACACACAAAUCAGUCACAAUUCUGAUCGAAUGACGCUUUAGCAUAUACGAUUACGGACAGAAUUAAGUGGACGGGUAAAGGAAAUAAGUAUAAUUUAAAUUUAACCAAAGUAGUAUAACUAUUAUGGAAUUAAGUUUCAUAUAUUAUACAGGGUGUUCGGCCACACCUGGGAACAAUU
Colletes gigas is the source of this 2710-nucleotide messenger RNA. Its product is annotated as putative thiamine transporter SLC35F3. The coding region runs from base 506 to 2311 and encodes 601 amino acids. The record is from RefSeq and is a predicted model, not a curated record. Lineage: Eukaryota; Metazoa; Arthropoda; Insecta; Hymenoptera; Colletidae. The transcript is spliced from 11 exons.